AAAAUCAAAGUUGUAUAGAAGAUAUGCAAGUCGAUCUUCACCUAGAUGUCUACACUUGCUGGACUUUUUCAGAAAGAGAAGGCUUCUGUUCAACAUAAACCUUAUAUCUCUUUGAGCACUGAUGUGUACCUGCAGUGUGGAUUAUUAAGCUCUAAGUAACAUCAUUUUGCACGCUCCUUAGCGAACUACUGGAGCUUGCUAGCUACACUAUCUGGUCUAUUGGGUCACACCUGUUAAUAUUUGAAUUCAGGUGUAUGAAUUGAAGCAACUAGCCAUGCAGUCUGCCUUUACAGACACAAGUCUGUGUAAUAGGAAGCCACCACUGAAUCACAUCAGUUUGCACAGACCCUCACGCUAACAAUCGGAUAAUGAAACUUACGUCACUGGGUCCAUUUGGUAAAGUAAAUCCGUUGGGCAUCUUUCUUUGCCUUUAGACAAUAAUUCUGAUGCAAAAGAUCCAAACAGGACAGGCAAAAAAAAAAAGCGAAAAAAUGAUUCUUGUAUAACAUUCACAUUUCUUUGAUGAUCUGAAAGAUUAAAUUUUACUGUACAUUUUCAGAAGAUGCUUUUUAACCCCUGGGGGGUCUUAGAAAAAUGCAUACACUAUCGGACCUAGAGCCACAAAUCGACCCUAAGACUCCCCAGGGGUUAAAGAUACUUCUGAUCUGACUCAUCUUUGAUCUCUAAGAGGUUUCACCUGUUAGGACGGCUACACAAAUACUAUUUUACUGGAAGAGAUUUUUUUUCCCUAAAAUCUUUAGACCUGAGAGUGAAACUGAUCAGGGCAAAUUACACUUUCUGUCUCAGGGCUCCUACUCAUUAGCACUUACAUAGACUGAAGCAGCGAAACUUUGGAUGGGAUAAAAACAAACACAUAACUGUUUUAUCCUGCUUCGAAAAAAAUUGGAAACUGUUUUGCUUUCAGACCAUAGUAGCUGGUGUCAUCACAGUAAGUGCUGAACUGAUGGAGCUAAUCCCAAGUUUUGUAACUGCAUCAGUUCCCAUUUAAACAAAAAUAAAACACAAUUAUUAAACUGCAUUAAGAUAUUGUUGAUGAAUUGAUCUAAUAUAGCUGAACUGAUCUACAUCACUUAGAAUAUAUAUAUAUAGCUAACUGUAAACAAUUAUAUAAAAUAUUUUUUAUACAUUUUUAUUUAUUAGUUUUUUCAUACUUUUGACACAGAACUUCAGUUUUUUGAAAAUGGGAUUUGAAAAGUUAUUCUGUGUACAUGUAUUUAUUGCAUGCUCACUAGUUAGUUGCUACACAACUUUAAGAGCUCAUGAAUACAAUCAUUAACUUAACCUAUCACAUGGCAGCCACUCAGUGCAUUUAGCCAUGUGGAUAUAGUCAGGAGGAGAAUGUUCCAAACAAGAGAAAAUGUCCAGUGAGCAUCAGUUCUCUGGGAAAAGGUAUCUUAUUGAUGUCACAAGUGAGGGGGGAAUGGAUGGACUGCUUCAAGCUGAUAGCAAGGAAACAGCAACUCAAAUAACCACUCAGCUGUUUAAAACUGAACAACAGAAGAUUGGAAAUAUGCUGCCUGGCCCGAUGAGUCUUAGUUUCCGCUGCGACUUUUCAAAUGGGAGGGUCAGAAUUGGCUCCUGAAUUUCCCGACUGUUGAAAUCCUCUUGUGCGCAUUUCAGCAUUUUUAAUUACAGUGAUUUAUAGCCACAUGUGAAGCUUCUAUUUGACUAGAGGCCAAAUACUUUGUGGGAUCAUUCACUGUUACGUCAAGUGGAAGUGGGAAAGCUUUCCAUUUAGACUUGAUGUGAUAAUGAGAUCUUCUUAUGUUGACUUUGUGCUUCAUUUGUAGCUCAACAAUAGUAAUGUACAGGUGAUUGGUAUCAUGUUCAAUCACACAGAGGGACAAAUAGGAGUUUGUUUAUAAUAGACAAUGCAAAGGUCUCAUGCACAAUUUUGUAUUGCUUUGUUUUGUGUAAGACUCUAAAGUUUAAAAGGGUUUACCCAGACUGAGGUGAGAGCAAAAGGCCAUGGCUGCUCUACAGACUCUGGCUUUUAUCUCUGUAAUUGCAGGGUUUUCCUGCAGUCUGACUUCAGAGUGCUCAUACUAUAAUCUACUGGACUACUUGAACCUGACCUCAUCAAAUGUUGCUCUGGAAACCAUGCGGCCAGUGAAAAACUGGACCAGAAGCACCUUUGUUCAGGUGGACUUGUUUUUGUUGGGCAUUUUAGAAUCGAAUGAGAAGUCUCAAACUUUCACAAAUGAAAUCAGGGUCCACAUGAGUUGGACAAAUGAAUUCCUGACUUGGAACUCUUCAGAGUUUUGUGGGAUAGAAAAGCUGUCCAUUAUGACAUCAAUGUUGUGGUUCCCUGAUGUAAUCAUUGUUGAAGAUGUUUCUGAUGAUGGGAGCAUGCGGAUGAGUCCACUGGUCACUGUGUAUUCCAACGGUUCAGUGAAGGCAGACUUUCAGCAGCGGCUGACCUUUGCGUGCCGUUUAAAUCUCUUCUUGUUCCCCUUUGAUUUGCAAACGUGUUACAUCUCAUUUUCAUCUCUGAACUCUGAUGUGGACUCUAUAACAUUUGGAACGAUCAGCGACGAAAGAUUCCUUACUCAAGUCUCUGAUACAGUCAUGCUUACAAGGGGACAGUGGGAACUCAAACACAUCGACAUAUACUCAACUAACCAAACCAUUGAAAAUAAAAGCUACGUUUCUUUCAGAGUGUUGAUGUUGAGGAAGCCCAUGCUUUAUGUGAUAGAUUUCAUCAUACCCCUCUUCUAUUUCCUGAUCAUGGAUUUGGCUUCAUUCUUCAUUAGUGAGGUCAAAGUGGAAAAGCUGAGCUUCAAAGUGACAAUACUUCUGUCCAUCUCUGUCUUACUGCUGCUUCUUGCGGACAUAUUGCCGUCCACUGAAAAACACAUGCCAAUCAUAUCCAUUUAUUGCAUGGUCAUCUUUACAAUGGUGGCUGUAAGUGUCCUGGAGACCAUGCUGGUGAUGUUUUUAAUGGACUUUGAAGGUUUUAGUUUUUAUAAGAAGGCUGAAAACUGUGAAAAUGCCAAGACUGAUGUUCAGCUGGAACCCAUGGAAGAUUCUGCUGAAACUUUAAAAAAGGGUGAGGGGAAACCGAAAAGAAGUGACCUACCCAGUGACUGUGACCUUCUGAAGUUAAUCCUUGAUGAAGUGAAGGCAGUUCAAGACAAAACUGGAAGACAGGACGAAGUCAAUGGAAAGCAAGAAAGCUACAGGAGACUGGCUGCAAUCAUAGAUCGUGUGUUCUUUGUUUUAUAUUUGAUUGCUUCCACACUUUUUGUGGUGUUGGGAUAUUUAAAGUGGAUUCCACAAAUGAUCUGAUUUAAAUUUGAGUAGAUUUCGUGUUGUGUGUAUAAUCCAUCAGUGCAUGAAAAUAGAUGUUUUAGUUGUGAAACAUCACCUACGCAAUGUUAGUAAAUGCAUGCAGUGCAGGAUGAAACAUGUUAAUAACUACUGCACGUCUUUUUCAAAACUUGAGGAAACCCACUCUGGAAGGUCAUUGAAAAGAAAGUGAAAACAAAAUAAGAACAAAGACUAAUCAUAAAAUACAAAACUAGAAUAAUUCAGGUUUCUUGUUGCCAAAGGGUACUGUCUGAGUCUCAUCUAUCUCCAGGGUUUACAGAGAAUGGUCCAAACGGGCCUCUUAACCUCUGAUGGCUACACUCAGCAGGAAAACACGUUUUGUCACAAACCUCAAACAAUCUCAAUUUGGUUUUUUUGGAGAUGGAAAUGAAUUUGGUGUACUCAAAUAGUUUCAACAGUCACUUUCAGUCCAAUAGAGCACCUUUGGCAUGUAUAGGAAUGGGAGACUCAUAUCAUAGGUGUGCAACUGUAUGUCAAUAUGGACCAAAAUCUCUGAGGAAUGGUUCCUCUGAAGACACAUUCGUCAGCUGCCUGUGAGCAGAAUCAAAAACAUCUCAACAUGUGUCAGGUUAUGUCCAGUUCAAGACUCCUGACCAGGGUCAACAGCUUAGAGGAUGGGCCUCUGCAACAGGAAUGCAGGAGCAGUAAUGACUCUUCUGUGUAAUUCUUACCUUACGGACGUUUGGUGAGAUUCUAUUUAUUUGACCUAUUAUUGUUCAAGCUUUUUGUCUUGGGUUAAUUAAUGUUUUGGUUGCUGCAACACAUGAAUUUCCCAACUUGUGGGAUGAAUAAGGUCGUUGUAUUUUUUUCUUGCUGUAUAAUAAAAGUAUCCAGUAACUCAAAACUGUUCUAUUUUCAACUUCAGUCACAUAAGUCUAGAGACAAGUUGGCAACUAUCUUGCGACCAGUGGUUGCUAUUCCCAAACAAGUUGGUAAGGGUUUCUUGGAUGUUUGUGAUCGUUACUUGAUACAAUCAAGUUGCAAGUAGUUUGCAUGGUUACAACUUAUCCAACCAUUCAUGUGAUUGUUUUGGUGGCUAGCAGAAUGAAGAGAUUGCCUGUAGUUUCCAAUGAAGACGCUGACA
Molecule: messenger RNA, 4435 nt
Organism: Haplochromis burtoni (Burton's mouthbrooder)
Lineage: Eukaryota; Metazoa; Chordata; Actinopteri; Cichliformes; Cichlidae
Product: 5-hydroxytryptamine receptor 3A-like
Exons: 9
Coding region: 1990-3309 (439 amino acids)
Biological process (GO): signal transduction; regulation of membrane potential; nervous system process
Cellular component (GO): membrane; synapse; neuron projection
Molecular function (GO): extracellular ligand-gated monoatomic ion channel activity; transmembrane signaling receptor activity; neurotransmitter receptor activity
Source: RefSeq, a predicted model, not a curated record